Glarea lozoyensis ATCC 20868 is the source of this 2418-nucleotide messenger RNA. RefSeq lists its product as uncharacterized. The transcript has 3 exons. Lineage: Eukaryota; Fungi; Ascomycota; Leotiomycetes; Helotiales; Helotiaceae. The record is from RefSeq and is a predicted model, not a curated record. Bases 1 to 2418 code for a protein of 805 amino acids.
AUGAGAUUGGGCAGACUUUUUCGACGAAGUCAGGUUGAGGCGAGAGAUGGGGUAAUGAUCGUGGGGGGUAAUGUGCAGGUGUUUACGAAAGAUGUGAAGAUUAUGACUAUGGGGAGGAGACAGGAGGAGCCGACGGCUGUUGAGGGUGCGAAGCCAACUAAACAGGAAGAUGCUCCUGAAGCAAAAGAGACACCACCAGCUGAGGGUGCGAAGCCAACUAAACAGGAAGAUGCUCCGGAUGCAAAAGCGACACCAGCAGUUGAGGUCCCACAGGGAAAUGGAGAUGACAAUUCCGCAAAGGCGAACGAAGAAACAAAGCCAGAGGAAGCAAAGCCAGAGGAAGUCAAGUCAGAGGCGGCCAAGCCUACGCCUUCCCCAGAGCCCGCAAUUGAGUCGCCCAAACCGAAAGAAACAACUACAGAGACGGCCAAGAAUGAACCAAAUCCUGUCGCGGAAGCAACUCCAACUGUAAAAUCGACACCCACUGUAGAGCCCGUAACAGUGCCAGAGGCAACAUCGACCACGCCUACACCAACUCCAGUCGCAAAUCCAACUGCAGCUUCAGAAUCGCCCGUUAUUGUUCCAACCUCAGAAGAUGUGAUCCCUACUCCAGCCACGGAUCCAACUCCAGCCUCAGAACCACCUGUGGCCACUCCAACUUCGGAUGCUGUUACCCCUACUUCAGAAGUUAUCGUUCCCGAGUCUACGAUUGCUGAGAUUAAGCCUACUCCUGUGGCAAGUGAAGUUGUAGCUGCUACCUCGGAGACUCCUCUUCCGUCAGAAACUUCCAGCACUGAGAUCCCAACAGAGACACCAGUACUAGUUGAAUCAACAACCUCUGCUGAAAGUUCUACAACAGCAGAAACAUCAACAUUAGCCGAGAUUACGGCGCCAACAGAGACUUCUUCCAUCACAGAUACCGCGGUGCCUACUGAAACAACUUCCAUUCCAGUAGAGACUUCUUCUGCAAUCGACACCUCAGUAUCAUCAGAGACUUCGAUUCUGGAAGCAACCUCAACUGCAGAUAUCCUAAGUUCUACUGCUAGUCUCACUGAAUUAGUAACAACCGCGACAUCUUCGACGGAAGCGAUUGCUGCAGCUUCUACUACCGAAGUAGCUUCAACAAUCGAAACCGAUAUCGCAGCCACAUCUUCUAUCGCGUUCACAGAUGUCCUAACGACAACAUCGGUAGCAGAUUCGACAUCAACUGCAGACCUUGCUUCUACCACAGACGUCGCAGCCGUAGAGAAUACAACAAUAUCAGAAACGACAACUGCGGAUUCCACAAGCACUAAUGAGGCAGAAGCAGCAGCAUCGACUACUUCAAGUGAUGCAGGAUCAGCAACAUCAACGACUUCGAGUGAUUCAGAGGCAGCAGCUUCCAAAACCUCAGCCGAGGCCAAUAAAGCUACCAACACAGGCAGUUCUUCGCAAGAUAACACUGCGACUUCUUCAACCACCGACGAAUCCGCAAAAGCAACAACCUCAAGUGAAAAUGCAGGAAACAAAUCCAAAGCCACCACGGACGCAACAAAGCCCACGGCUGCAGACGCAUCAUCAACAGCCAACGAAGCAAAAGCCUCGAGCAGCCCUUCAAAAGUCACCGGGUCCAGAAACUCAACACAGAUAGCCCAAUCUGCCGACCUCGCCAACCCAUCAACCUUAGAGACUCUCCUCUCAUCCCUCAUCCCUUCCACCUCCUCCAAACUCACCUCUCAAACCAUCUCCACGCUCUCAACCACCCGUCCAACAACCCUCGCCACCCUCCGCGCAACCGCCCAAGCAGCCGAAGGCACCGGUCUCAACGCGGGCGUGAUCAGCAGUUCCAACGACCCAUCCUCUGAUCCCAAUUUCGGCGGCAAAACAGGUGGGCUCGCCUCUGGAUCCGUGAAUGUGAUUUCGAGUCCGCUGAAGACACCUGCUGCGAUUACGGGGGUGGUUUUGGGGAGUGUUAUCGGUAUAAUAGCCUUUGGCACCCUAAUCUUCUUCAGCAUCCGCAUUUUCUUCCGGCGUCGUCGUCUCUCCCUCCCACACCACCACCACGGCGCACACUCACCCCCUCCAUCUCCCCUUUUGACUUCUCUAAACUCACCAUUACCACCCGGAUUCGCGCAUUCAAUGUCUCAGAGAAGUGGUGCUAGUAAAGACCCGUUCUGGAAUAGGGGUCAUGGGGCGAGUAGCACGAUGAGAAGUUUGAAUAGUGUUAAUACAGGCGGUGGGUAUGCGGAUGAGAAGGGAUAUGGAGGCUUGGGAUUUCAACAUGAUAAUGAAGGAUUGAAGAGGAGUUAUGGAACUGGUGAGGAGAAAGAGAUGGGGAUGCCGGUGCCGAUUAGUCCGUUGCCGCCGCUCGAUGGAGAGAGGAAGAAAGGGUUUAGUCUUUUUCCUGCGCCGGAAAAGAAGGGAGAGGAUGGAGUUUGA